CCCCUGUGGACACGUUUCUUUCUUCCGCCUGGAAGUUUGGGCCGCUUGGUGACCGGUAAAUGCUUGGCCGUGAUCACGUGCCGCCGGCCGCUUUGGCUUGCUAGUUUCGCUUCCGCAGCCCCGCGCUUGAGCCGUGGCAGAGAAGUUGCAGCCGCGCGCUUUGCGGCUCUCGCCUCCCGGCUUGGGCUUAGCCGAGGGGCGCGGGGAGCGAGGGGCCGUCAGGAUGUCGGGGGACAUGGAUGAAGAAGACGAGGCCUUCCAGCUUCCGACGGGAGGGACCAGGCUGGCCUCUCUCUUUGGACAGGAUCAGACAGCUACAGAAUCUGGAAAUGUGCUCUUCCAAUACAUGCCACCCAAGCAGCCUAAAAAAGGUCAACCAGCUACCGCUGCAGGUCUGCCCACCCAGAAGCAUCCUCCUGCAGCUGCUGCUGCUGCUGCACCCACUGCUGUGCCCGCUGCUGCUGCUGCUCCUGCGCCCACUGCAGCAGUGCAUUCAGUCUUCUUCGCUACAGCUGUUCAUGCAUAUUUGUUUACCAAUGGGAAAUAUGUGAAACAUGGCAAGUAUGGAGCAGCUGUAGUGGGCAGCAAUGCAACCAAGGAGUACAGAGUGCUUCUUUACAUCAGCAAGCAGCAGCAGAUUGCAACCGCCAGGAUUGAUGCCUGGUUUGUAUUCACGGUGCAGCCCAACAACUACUGUACAUUUUAUGAUGAUCAGAGGCAGAAUUGGUCCAUCAUGUUUGAAUCAGAAAUGGCGGCUGUGGACUUCAGCAAGCAGCUGUGCAUUGCCAAGUAUAACAGCAGCCAAUCUCCUGACUCAGUGCUGUGCCAGGAUCUUGUUCUCGGAGACGGCCAAGGUGUGGCGACUGGAGAUGCCCUGGAGAUCACUUUUACAGGCUGGCUGUUCCAGAACGGUAGUCUUGGGCAGGUUUUCGACUCAAAUGUAAAUAAAGAGAAGCUGCUCCGGCUGAAGCUAGGCUCUGGCAAAGUCAUCAAGGCCUGGGAAGAUGGGAUGAUUGGCAUGAAGAGAGGAGGCAGGCGGUUCCUCCUCAUCCCGCCAGCAUUGGCUUACGGGUCUUCUGGAGAAGCUGAACGCAUUCCUCCGGACUCAACUCUGGCCUUUGAGGUGGAAGUCAAACGGGUGAGGUUUGCAAAGGGCGCUGACUCAGCCGGACAGAGCCUGGGCCCCAGGGACUCCCUCACACCUUCACCAGCACCACAAUCAGAAAGCCCCGCUACAGACCCAGCCUGGCUGACUCCUCCUACUCCCGCUCCAAAGCCAGGGGAGCCAGCUGUGCGUGCCAAAUCAAGCUCUAUUAGUGAACAACUAGCGAAUCCUGAUGUAACAAAAGUGAAACUGAUUUCCCGUAUGGCGAAGAUGGGUCAGCCUAUGCUACCUGUCCCCUCCAGCACAUUUGCACCCCAGCAAGACUCAGCUGACAAGGCGGUAGAGGAGCCGCAUGCCAUUCAAGAAUUUUCAACCCUCUGUCCGAACGACUACCGUCCAAUGGCCCCUCCUCAGUGGGCAAUGCAAGCUCCUCCUCCAGCUGUGUCAGGGCUCCAGGCGCCUGCUGCCCCCCAGCCACACCCACCCCUUACAAGAACCCCUCAAAACUGUCAGCCUUAUGCAGGGAUGCCAUAUGCUUACCCACAAGUGAGUGCCGCAGUUUCCCAGCUCCAGCCUGUUGGGUUGUGCCCAGCUCCUUUCCAAGUUUUCUUUCCUGUCACAGCAGCUGGAGACAUUGGUACAUUCCUGCUGACAGAGACCCGGCAGCAGAACACAGAGAUCCGCCUGGCCGUUGGGAAGGUGGCUGACAAGAUGGACCAGCUGUCAGUCAAGCUGGAGGAACUACGGAAGCAAAACUCUGGCCCCGGUUUGCUGCCAGGCGUCUCUUCUGUUACCAUGGAAACCUCUAUGAUCAUGAGUAACAUCCAGCGUAUCCUGCAGGAAAAUGAGAGGUUGAAGCAGGAGAUCGUUGAGAAGAGCGGCCGCAUUGAGGAGCAGAACAAGAAGAUUGGUGAACUGAUUGACCGCAACCAACGCUAUGUGGAGCAGAGCAACCUGUUAUCUGAGCAGAGCAACAGCUCACUGCAGAGGACCAUGGAGCACACCCAGGCAAGGGUCCUACAUGCUGAACAGGAGAAGCACAUGCCGCCACUGGAUCAGGGGUGGGACCAGGUCAGGGUCACCAAGGAGCUAGCGGAAGCCACAGCACAGAUCACCCAGCUGCAGCUGGAGCUGGCCCGUCAUCAGAAGCAGGAGAUAGAUCUCCACUCCCAACUGAAUGAAGCCCUGACAGAAUCGGAGAGGCAGAAAGCCCAGGUCAGCCGACUCCGUGAACAGCUGGCAGAACUUCAUAAAUCGUCUGACGACAUGAAAAGCAGAUACCAGGAGGAGAAGCUGAGUGGGAAGAAGUUGGAUGAGAAGGUGGCAGCCCUGGAAGAGGAGCUGGCUGAUAUCCGCGUUCAGAAGGAGAAUCUGGAGAAGGUGAAGAAGAUCAUGAACGAGGUCUUCCAGUCCCUGCGGAGCCAGUUCAACUUGGAGGAGUCCUAUACUGGCCAGGAGGUCCUGGGUAUCGUCCUGAACACCAUCAAGACAACAACUCUGCAGCUGCUGGAGAGUCAGGAGGAGCAAAGGGGGAGCAGCAGCACCGAGGAGGAAGGACCUGCGGAAAGGAAGCAGCCAAGUGCCGCACCCCUUUAUGGGGAUCCCCACAGCAACUCUCUCCGAGAACCAGCACCAGUGGCAUCCCCCGCUCCUUUGGCUAAUCUGAAGGAAAGCUCAAGCAGUCCUCCAUCCACCGCUCUCGAAGGAGCCCAAGACAGUCUGCUUUUUGCAGCUCCUGAGGCUCAUUCUUCGGAAGCACCGGUUGAACAAACUUGUGCAGCCUCUGCUCAAACUGCAAGGCCGCCUCUCAGGCUCUCCGCCAGUAUUGAGAAGGAGAGGCCAAGCACUCAGGGUGAAAUGGACACAAAAGACACUGCCAUUCUGGCACCUCCAAAUCCAGCGGCGGAUGAGACGGCACCUCCAAUGGAGGGGCCCACAACGGGUCCAGAGGGCAAGGAGCAGAGUGGGGCAAGUCAGCACACCGCUGGCCCCACCUCUCAAGCUGCUGUAGCCGACAAGCAGCAGGACUUGGCUGGAGCCUCACAGCCAAGACCAGCGUCCAGCCCCAUGGAAGCGGAUUCCAGUCUUCUUGAGGACAAGGGUGGCUUCUUCAAAGUUGCCACUCCCAAGCCAUCUGCAUUGGGAACUCUCUUGGCAGAAGACGACGACGAGGAAGAGGUGAGCCUUAAGGGUCGGCCUCCCCCCACCCCACUCUUUGAUGAUGAUGAUGACGAUGACGACGAUGACCUGUACCUGCUGGGAUAAGCAGCUUGGCAAAUGCCAUGGCAAUACUUUCUUUUCUCAAGAGCUUCAGUGAUUGCUGAUCUGGGGCUGAGAUGGAUGGAGCUGGGGUUUUUCCUGUGGGCCUCCCCAGAUUGCUCAUUUGGGCUUUGGUGGCCUUAACUUGUGGUUUUUGAGGCUGCUGGCAGGAAGAGGGGUGACUCUCUCUCUCUCUCGGUAGCAAAUGUCAAUUGGGGACUUUGUCUAGCUUCAAAGUCCUGACUGUUUACUUCACCACUGCCGAACACACCUGUACCCUACACACUUUUGACCCAGCUGCUGCUGGGAGUAGCGAUGGGUAUCACCUUGAACAGCUCCUCUCUGUGGAAACCAAACUUAACCUAUUGCCAUAGCUCACCUCCAGUUUUGAACCUUGGCAAAACCGGAUCUUGAAGAAAAUAAUAAUAAAGUGCAAUUAAAAUAAAUUAA
Podarcis muralis (Common wall lizard) is the source of this 3814-nucleotide messenger RNA. Lineage: Eukaryota; Metazoa; Chordata; Lepidosauria; Squamata; Lacertidae. The record is from RefSeq and is a predicted model, not a curated record.